AAGAAAAACAAACAAAUCUCAGUAACCAUUUGUUGCUUUUGCUCAUGUUUGUUUCAAAAAAGUUCACCAAAAUGUCGCAACGUCCAAUUACCGCGAAGAUCGACACGGGGCUAUCCAAAUCAGUCGGCGCUCGACAAACCACGAAUCUAUCUCGGAAAAGUUCCCACACAGUCACAAAUGUUCCCACCAGCUCAAGACUGCCCAUUCCCCAACGACCGAAAAGUGCAAGCCAUUGUUGCGGUGCUACGGAUUCACCGGGCAAACGGCCAUGGUCCAACAGUGUGCUGAUCGAAAACAAACCGUCGACUGGUUCCUGUGGCAAAAACGAUGCCAAACCAAGUCCGAACCGUAAAUUGGGUUACAUCCCGCCCUACAUCCGGAAAAGGCGUUCAUCAACGUCGGUCGAUAAAGUGAAGGUAGAAGACCGCCUCGAGGACGAAACUCCUCCACCGCUGGUGCCAAGCGAGAAUGGUCAACAGAAUCCGGAAAGGCGCCUACUCAGACAGCGAACAUUCGACCAAAAAGAGCGUCAACAACUAGAGGAAGCGCUCAAAGAACUGACGGAAGAGAAAAAGAUGCUCGAGGCGCAGAAUCAGUGGCUCAAGGAGGAAUCCGAGUCGAGGCAGCAGAUAAUCGGAACGGAGAACCAGCGAAACAAGCAACUGGAAGCAAUGAUUCGCGAAAUGUCCGAAGCGAUGAGCAGACUGCAGUGUGAGCAAUUAGCUUCCAAGGAAACGGUCGAAGAGUUAAGUCCGACCAGGAACGAGCUUUUGGAACAAAUUGAUUCACUAAAGGCGGAAAAUGAAUCGUUGAAGAAGGAGAUGGAAUCGUUGCAGAUUCAGUCCUUUGAGGAUAUCGUUAGCAAUCCGGAGGAGAAAAAACUCGACGAAACGAAGAUGAUCGGGCUGUUGCAGCGAGAUCUGCAAAAGUAUCGAAUGGCUCGACAAAAAUUGAAAGAAAUCAUUCAAAGUCUAGUGGUGGAGAAUCAACAGUUACGGGAUUCUAUUGCGAAUCAUCGCAACGAAGGAUCUACCGAGUGGGGACAACGUGUCGGGCAUGGCAGCGGCGACGAAGAAGUUGUCGACAGGACGGACUUUUUUGAAAAUUUUAGGAAACAUAAACGGGAGCAACAGAAGCUUAUCGAAGUGAAGAAAUACAACUCGUAAACUUGUUGAUAGGGGUGUCAAGUUGAUGAAGUAUUUAUUUUUGAUUCACAAAAUAUAAAAAAAUUCAAGUUUUUUUUUUUAAU
Molecule: messenger RNA, 1249 nt
Organism: Aedes albopictus (Asian tiger mosquito)
Lineage: Eukaryota; Metazoa; Arthropoda; Insecta; Diptera; Culicidae
Product: GRB10-interacting GYF protein 2
Exons: 2
Coding region: 45-1166 (373 amino acids)
Source: RefSeq, a predicted model, not a curated record